GUAAAAACUAUACGCAGAAAUUGAUCCAAAAGCUUGCAAAGAGCGUAUUAGUAGCAUGGAAUAAACCCAUAGAUUAUUACGCUGCAGUUUGGCCUAUUGGAGUGCACAGAAGAUGUUGAGUGGGUCAACUUGACUCAUAUUAGCGAUGGCGCGGAGUGCGCUCACGGGUGUGUUGCUCGCGACGCUAAUGCUCACGAGCACCGCGAGCAGGCAACAGAAGCCUUACAAAUUUCCAGAUGGUCUGGAGCUGAAGGAAGCGGAGGCGUGUGUGGACGAGCCGCUGCUGCUGGCAUGUAUGAGUGACCAGGAGGUGGUGGUGGUAUCAGCCUAUCUGUACGGCGAGGUCAUGUCACGAGAUAAACCUUGCUCCAUUCCAUCAUACAACAGGCAGCACAUGAAGGGGCCUGUACUGCACUACCUCAACCAUAAGUAUGAUAUUCAUUAUUUAUUAGGUCAACACGGAGUAAAGUGAAUGGGUGUAAUUGUCCAAGUAGUGACGCACUUUUUUGUUCGCAACACG
Hyalella azteca is the source of this 520-nucleotide messenger RNA. RefSeq lists its product as uncharacterized. NCBI's taxonomy places the organism in Eukaryota, Metazoa, Arthropoda, Malacostraca, Amphipoda, Hyalellidae. The record is from RefSeq and is a predicted model, not a curated record. The transcript is spliced from 2 exons. Bases 146 to 472 code for a protein of 108 amino acids.